Messenger RNA from Gamsiella multidivaricata, 1235 nucleotides. RefSeq names its product ribosomal protein L4/L1 family-domain-containing protein. Gene Ontology annotation, molecular function: structural constituent of ribosome. Bases 208 to 1062 code for a protein of 284 amino acids. Gene Ontology annotation, biological process: translation. Lineage: Eukaryota; Fungi; Mortierellomycota; Mortierellomycetes; Mortierellales; Mortierellaceae. The transcript is spliced from 4 exons. The record is from RefSeq and is a predicted model, not a curated record. Gene Ontology annotation, cellular component: ribosome.
CAAGUUGCGGUUCGUUCAAUCGCAACGAAUGGGAUCAGAGGUCACAACGAUGCACAUCAACACAUAAGCCACUUUAUGGCAACUUGAACCCGGACCUUUUUGUUCACAGCUCUCUGCUAUCCAUCCUCAAGCCGCCAUUCGACAAGGAAAUCGGGAAGACUCGCCGCUCCCCCCAUAGGAUCACACACCAUCGAUAGUCUGCACGUCAUGACCUCUCUUGCUAGCAUCCUUCGCCCUGGACUCAUUUCUCAGCGCUCGGCUGGAUUGAAGGCUCUUGCUGCUUCUCGCUUCUCCACAUUUACAGCUGUCCGCGCCGAAGCCAUUGAUACGCCGUCGACUCCCACAUCCCCACCAUCGUCUUCAUCACAACAGCCUUCAGUGGAUCUUUCAUCAUCAGGACGCGCCACAGCGGAGCCCAUUAGUCCAUUCCACGUUCCUUUGCAGGCAUGGAUCCGGGAUUUUAAAUCGAACGAACCCAAGGAUCUGAUUCAUCUUCAGCGCAAGAUCUUUGGGGCUCCCCUGAGGAAGGAUAUCUUGCACAGAGUCGUGGUCUGGCAGCGGGAUGCGGAGCGUCAGGGAACACACUCAACGAAGGGAAGAGGCGAGGUCAGUGGAACGACCCGUAAGGCUGCUCCGCAGAAGGGUCGUGGUGCGGCUCGUGUCGGCACAUUGCGCGCCCCACAGCGUCGCGGAGGUGGUAUCGUGUUUGGACCCAAGCCCAGGGACCAUGCGAGCGAGCUCCCUCGCAAAGUUCAGGAGAUGGGUCUCCGCAUUGCACUGUCGUCAAAGUUUGCGCAGGACCAGUUGGUGAUUGUGGACGAGCUGUCGAUGGAUUCGCACAAGACUCAGGAGUUUGAGACGAUCCAGGAACGUCAUGGCUGGGACUCUGUUUUGGUUGUCGCCAGCAAGGAGAACGAGAGGUUGUGGAGGGCAACAAGGAACCUGCAGCAGGUUGAUGUGGCAGUGAUGCAGGAGGCCGAUGUCCUGAGGAUGCUGAAGUAUCAGAUGGUCGUGAUGGAUAAGCAGUCGGUACGUUACUUGGAGAAGAAGUUGAAGAUCUAAAGCCGGCGUCGAUAAUCCGGUUGACAAGGGAAAGAACACUGUGCAUGCAGAAGCACUGUCGUCAUUCGUUCGUCCACUCGUUCGUUCACUCGUUCGUUCAUAUAGAUUUUUUUAUCCGUUUCAUGAUCAUUUAUUAUUAUUGUAAAGAAAAAAAUAAAAUAAAAUAAAAAAGA